Schizophyllum commune H4-8 is the source of this 601-nucleotide messenger RNA. RefSeq lists its product as uncharacterized. Gene Ontology annotation, cellular component: Shu complex. The transcript has 4 exons. NCBI's taxonomy places the organism in Eukaryota, Fungi, Basidiomycota, Agaricomycetes, Agaricales, Schizophyllaceae. Bases 24 to 452 code for a protein of 142 amino acids. The record is from RefSeq and is a predicted model, not a curated record. Gene Ontology annotation, biological process: double-strand break repair via homologous recombination. Gene Ontology annotation, molecular function: zinc ion binding.
CGCGGACAUGCCGAUCCCCCGACAUGGUCUCUGCUGUUCACGCACGGGUCGCUGAUCAAGUGAUUGCCUCUAUACAAGACAGCUUGACCGAUGCCAUUCUUGAGCAACUUUACCUGGUCUUCUCUGAGCCGCUUCUUCUCUCUGCUCUCGACUUGAUAGACCAGGAAUGCAUUGUUAAGACCGCGACGCCCUGGGGUCACGUAGAAUACUCCGUCAACGCCUCGUCUUCACCCACCACGUAUCUGGUAUUCUUGGACCUGCCGAACUCGAGCAGACCACACGUCUGCACAUGCCCUGCAUACUCGUAUAGUGUCCUGCUGAACGAUACUCACAUCACAUGCAAGCACAUACUCGCGGUCAGGAUAUCCGAACGGCUCGGGAUGUGUGCACCGAGAAUGCUUGAGAGCGAUGAAGAGCUUGCUAGACUUAUUGUUCAGCAAGCGCGCCAAUAAGUAGUACUCGUCAAUAUGUUUAUCACGCCAACGUUCCGACUCACGAGCAUGACCCCGGCCCCAGUGCAAUCAAUAUGGAUUUCAUGAUGUAACAGCUUCACCUACUUCAUCUGCUAGAACAUGAGGGGCAGUAGGAAUUGACGUUCGGC